AUGGAGGAGGCUAAAGAGGAAAAUCGAAGGCUAAAGUCAUCAUUGAGUAGAAUCAAGAAAGAGUUUGAGCUCCUUCAAACACAAUACAACCAAUUAAUGGUACAACAUGAAGAAUCAAACAAGUUCACACCAAAAGGGCAUCAUCAAGACAAAGACAAAAACAAAGAUAGAGAUAGCGAGCGUGAAGAACUUGUUUUGUUGAGCCUAGGUAGUCGGUUAAAGUCACCGGUUCCAAGUGGUUCGAUGCCAAAUAAAGAAGAGAAAAAGAAAGAAUUAAUGAGGGAAGCGAGUGAUGACGAAAAUAUUGAUGAUCAUGCAAAAAGUAGUGAUCAAGGGUUAAGUAUGGGGUUUGAAUACAAGGCUUUGAGUAAUCCUAAUGAGAAGUUAGAGAUUGAUCAUAAUCAAGAAACGACGUCGUUAGAGCCAAGUAACAGCAAUAAGAUCCCAUCAGAGAAUAAAAACUAG
This is a messenger RNA of Arabis nemorensis, 465 nucleotides long. NCBI's taxonomy places the organism in Eukaryota, Viridiplantae, Streptophyta, Magnoliopsida, Brassicales, Brassicaceae. The record is from the annotation of a GenBank genome assembly.